AUGAAAGCACUUGCACGAUCCUUUGUAUGGUGGCCAGGCAUUGACAAAAGUUUGGAAGAGAAGGUAAAGACCUGUACAACUUGUCAGGAGCACCAGCGAAGCCCACCACCUGCCCCUAUCCACCCAUGGGAGUUCCCAGAACGACCCUGGAGUAGGAUCCACAUCGAUUACGCCUACAUCGAUAACCAGAACGUGCUGAUUGUUGUUGACGCAUACACCAAGUGGAUUGAAGCUAUUAGAGUAGCACACGCCACUGCAGCUGCUACAGUCACUGCCAUGCGACGCCUGUUUGCAACGUAUGGUAUUCCAGAAACAGUCGUAAGUGACAACGGCACCCAGUUUGUCUCUGAAGACUUUUCGAACUUCCUGUUCAACAACAAUGUAGAACAUGUGCAAACAGCCCCAAAACACCCUUCCAGCAAUGGCCUUGCGGAAAGGGCUGUGCAAACCUUGAAAAGUGGAGUUAAGAAAACCAGUGGAACAUCAUUGGAGAUGCGCAGCCAAGUAUUCCUAAUGACCUAUCGGAUAACUCCACAAGGAACUACAUGA
Molecule: messenger RNA, 549 nt
Organism: Lytechinus pictus (painted urchin)
Lineage: Eukaryota; Metazoa; Echinodermata; Echinoidea; Temnopleuroida; Toxopneustidae
Exons: 1
Coding region: 1-549 (182 amino acids)
Biological process (GO): DNA integration
Molecular function (GO): nucleic acid binding
Source: RefSeq, a predicted model, not a curated record